AUGCAAUGUUUUAUGGAAUAUACCAGUCGUUUUAUGAAAAUGCCACGCCUAUCAAACUUAUUUGCGAAAUUAUUUAGCAUUAUGAUUAUUCAGAGGGCCUUUUUUGAAAAAUUCUCUAAUAAAUACCAACUGGUCAGGACAAAUAAAAUCAGAAUAAGGAACAAGAAGAUGAUAGACACCUAUUUAUAUGCUGUGUGGCUUGGGCUCAUUGGGCUGUCGUCUGCCCUUCUGGAGCCAACUCCCUUUCCCGCCGAAUUACAAGAAUGCUACGAAUACCGUGCUUACAAUAUGACACCAUCAUUUAAGGCUGCUAUGCACAUCCAAAACAUCUGCUUUAGGAAUUAUCAAUACAACCAAUUCGCCGCCGGUAAAGUUUGGUCCGGUCCCAAUAUCACACAAGAAGGUGUUAACUACAUAGAAAGCCUAUUUCGCCAGAUCCUCUUGGAAGCAAAACAUGUAGAGAAAUAUAAUAAACAUGGCGGAAGACAGAAGCGACAAGCGUUUCCGGGAAGAUUCAGACGCGAAGUACGGAGUCCUGGAGCUUUCCAGCCAUACGCAAAUUGCAUACAGCGACUUCAAAGCGAGUCGGUAGAGCCUGCCACUGCUGGACGCAAUACCUAUCAAACUAUGGCCGUUUUCCACACUGGAGAAACGCUGCGAUAUGCUCAUGGCGGACCCGCUUUUGCUCCAUGGCACAGAAUUUACUUGCUGUUGUUGGAGACAGCGUGUAGAGCCCCCAUUCCUUACUGGGAUUCUGGUCUUGACCACGAUAUGACGGACCCGACUAUGUCCAUUCUUUGGAGUAAUCAGUUCUUCGGUAAUGGAGACGGAGAGGUGAUGAAUGGUCCUUUUAGAGACAUGCGAACGAUUCUUGGAACUCCAGUUAUCAGAAACUACGGAACAGGUGACAGUGCCUUGUUUACCAAAGAAGGUCUGCGAGCUGUUUUAAGUCAAAGAAACUAUGCAGACAUUGCCGAACCUUUGUUUGGAGAUGCUUUCAUGAAUAGCUUAGAAGGACAUCACAACGGUCCCCAUGUCUGGGUCGGAGGUCAUAUUUCGGCCUUGAACUCUGCUCCAUGGGACCCAGUGUUUUACAUGCACCAUGCUUACGUCGACGCGGUGUGGGAACGUUUCCGGGAGCAGCAGGUAACAAACGGCAUUGACCCUGAAACAGACUACCCAAGAACCCCCCCUCCACCGGAGGGACACGCUGCUAACGACAGGAUUGAUUUCCGACCUUAUAUCAACCCAAUUACAAAUAUUUUUGCAAUGAGAAAUCUCAUUGCAAAUCUCGUCAGGUAUGAGCCUUUCCCGACAUGUGAAAACACUUGCAACAGUAGUCCGCAUUUAUCCUGCGACAGGGCUAGACGGAUUUGUGUAUCAAGAGAACGACCCGUUGCACAAGGGAACAUUGUAUCAGCAUCGUCUUCCUCUUCAUCGGUUGCUAUGGGAGCAUCUCGGGGGUCUGCAUUUAGGGUGGAGUCCCGUUCACAAGCUAGGGCUGAAGCAAGCGGACCUCUCCCCGUCGGUCAAAAAUUCCGCAGCUCCCCCGUGCAAGACCCACGUAAUGGAGCCGACACUAUUGGAACAGGACCCGCAGCUGCUCAAAUUCGGCAAGCCAGCGUCCAAGUUAGAGCGAGUGCAACUAGCCAAUCACAAUCAUCGACUCAAACCAGAGUUCGACGAGACGUGUUCCAGAACACCACAGCCCAUGGUAGCCACCAAUCCGUGUCUUCCCUUGAGAGAUCAUUUACAAAUACUUUUGUUUUGGACGGUGUCGUGGAUUUGAAACGAUGGGUCUACGUACCAGUGCGUAUUGUAUAUACUAGGUCUCCAAAUGUCCAAGGAGUAGACCCAACAUUACUUGGAAAUGCUGAACUCGCAAACGACGUUUGCCAAACAGCACAUUCUGGUGCUUCAAAAGUGUUUGUAGCUUCUAACGGUCUGAAUUAUUACGGAAACUACAAAGAGUUUGCCAUCAUAGACGAGAGACAACCAGUGUCUAUCACUACGACAGCAGUCGGGAUCAAGAAUCCAGAAUUCGGGGAAGGAGAAGUGUUGUUCACUUCGUACGAUUCUUGUGGUCGGCCAUGCCGCCCUCUGUGUCUGACGUCAGUCAACGGUCAACAGAAAUACAAGGCUUGCUCUGGAGCCUUCAAGAUCUCCUCUGCUGCUCCCACAAUGUACAGAAAUUCGUACAAAGAAGCCAUUGCAGCAAACCUGUUAGAAGAGCUUAAUAUGGUAGAUUCAGGUUCCGAUGCAUCAUCUCCUCCUGUGACCUUUGUGUGUGGAAAUAGUAACACUUGGCCUUGGAGCUAUUAAACUUUGUAUGCAAUUUUAUUAAUGUAUUUAAAUGGUGUAUGUUAAGAGUUUUGUUGAAAUAAAGAUAUUUUUGAU
Messenger RNA from Magallana angulata, 2397 nucleotides. RefSeq names its product tyrosinase-like protein 1. The coding region runs from base 1 to 2322 and encodes 773 amino acids. Lineage: Eukaryota; Metazoa; Mollusca; Bivalvia; Ostreida; Ostreidae. Gene Ontology annotation, molecular function: oxidoreductase activity. The record is from RefSeq and is a predicted model, not a curated record. The transcript has 5 exons.